AUGGACUGGAGCGCGGUGACGGCGGAGGACCUGGUGGCCGCGCUGCGGGAGGUGGACUGGUCCACGCCGCCGCGCCCCGUCCCGGAGUUCUUCUCCCGCUUCACCGUCCCCCGCUCCUACUCCAAGUGGACCAGCCGUCUCAAGUGCAACCUCUACUACUACAGGACAAACUACUUCAUCUUGAUCAUGUUCAUUCUUGGGCUGGGUUUCCUUUGGAAGCCAGUUGCUAUUCUUGCAGCUUUUAUGACUGGAUUCAGCAUUGCAUUUCUUAAUGACAGUUUUGCUGUCACUUUUAAUGAGAAAGUCACACGAACUGUCAGGCAGUUCUCACCACAUUUAGCUGCAAAGAUGAGACCACCGAUAACCCCUGUUAUUCGUGGUCGACCAAGCUCGAAGAGAUCAAUUCAUAUUUGUGGUCGGCCUCGCUGGUUGUUUGUUCUUUUAUUUUCGGCAGUUAGCUGCAUGCUCUGGUUGACCUCAUGCAGUCUCCUCACGGUUCUAUGGGCGCUUCUCAUUGCUCUGCUUACAACGGUACUUCAUGCCAGCUUCAGAACACCUAAUUUGAAAGCACGUCUGAAUACGUUCAGAGAGGAAUUCCGAGCAGUUUGGCGGAAUUAUAGUGAGCUCUAG
This is a messenger RNA of Triticum turgidum subsp. durum (durum wheat), 630 nucleotides long. NCBI's taxonomy places the organism in Eukaryota, Viridiplantae, Streptophyta, Magnoliopsida, Poales, Poaceae. The record is from the annotation of a GenBank genome assembly.